AUGAAGUUUGUUAUUGUUUCUGGUGGUGUAAUCUCGGGCAUUGGAAAGGGCGUUAUUGCCUCUUCUACCGGUCUUCUUCUUAAAACCCUUGGCCUUAAUGUCACCUCCAUCAAAAUCGACCCUUACAUGAACAUUGAUGCCGGUACCAUGAGUCCCCUCGAACAUGGUGAAGUCUUUGUUCUUGACGAUGGUGGCGAGGCUGAUCUCGAUCUCGGAAAUUACGAGCGAUACCUUAACGUCACCCUGACUCGCCGCCACAAUAUUACUACAGGCAAGGUCUACCAGCACGUUAUCGAGCGUGAACGUAAGGGUGAUUACCUCGGAAAGACUGUCCAAGUCGUCCCUCAUUUGACAAACGCCAUCCAGGACUGGAUUGAGGCUGUGGCUAACAUUCCUGUCGACGCUCAUGGUGAGGUCCCCGACGUGUGCAUUGUCGAGCUCGGUGGUACCGUUGGUGACAUUGAGUCGGCUCCCUUUGUUGAGGCUCUUCGUCAAUUCCAGUUCCGCGUGGGUGUUGAAAACUUUGCACUCAUCCAUGUUUCGCUUGUGCCUGUCAUUAACGGCGAAAAGAAAACUAAGCCUACUCAGGCUGCCAUUAAGGAUCUCCGUGGCUUGGGGUUGACUCCUGAUAUUAUUGCAUGCCGUUGUGAACAACCUUUGGAUCAGUCCGCCAUUGAAAAGAUUUCCAUGUUUUGCCAUGUCGGUCACGACCAAGUUUUGGGUGUCCACAAUGUCAACUCUACUUACCACGUCCCUCUCUUGUUGAAGCAGCAAAAGCUCAUCAAGUUUUUCCAAAAACGUCUCCGUCUUGACUCUAUCAUUCUUUCAAAGGAGCGUGUGGACCGUGGCAAAGACUUGUGGAGCCGUUGGCUCAAGCUUACCAACUCGCACGACCGCAGCUUUGAAAAGGUCACCAUUGCCAUUGUUGGCAAGUAUACCGAUCUUCAAGACUCUUACAUUUCCGUCGUCAAAGCCCUCGAGCAUGCUGCUCUUGCUGUGCAAAAGCGUCUUGAGAUUGUUUGGGUCGAUUCCUCUGAUUUGGAGCGCCAAAAGGCCAUCAGUACGAGUGGCACUGCCACCCCUCCCUCAGGACAAAAGCUCAAGUACCACACAGCUUGGGGUAAAGUCUGUGCUGCUGAUGGUAUUUUGGUUCCCGGUGGUUUUGGCUCCCGUGGUACUGAAGGUAUGAUUGCUGCAGCCAAGUGGGCUCGUGAAAACAAGACACCUUACUUGGGCAUUUGCCUUGGUUUCCAAAUCGCCGUCAUUGAGUACGCGCGGUCUGUUCUUGGUAUGAAUACCAACUCGCAGGAACUUGACGAGCAGAUUGAGGACCCUGUGAUUGUGUUUAUGCCUGAGAUUGACAAGACUCACAUGGGUGGCACAAUGCGUCUGGGUACCCGGCCAUCAGUGUUCCAAGAUGGAACUGAGUGGAGUAAGCUGCGCCAGCUUUACGGGCUUGCUCAGCGGGUGCAUGAGCGUCACCGUCACCGAUAUGAGGUGAACCCUGAGCACAUUGAGGACUUUGAAAAGCAUGGCAUGCACUUUAUUGCACGCGACGAUACCGGCGAACGUAUGGAGACUUUUGAGCUGAGUUCUGAGGACCAUCCAUUUUACGUGGGCACACAGUAUCACCCAGAAUACCUGACCAAGGUCUUGACUCCAUCCAAACCGUUUUUGGGUCUUGUUGCUGCUAGUAGUGGAUGUCUUGAUAAGGUUCUUGAUGAUGUUCGUCAUGGUAGCUAUGGACCUGCUGAGUUUUAG
Molecule: messenger RNA, 1761 nt
Organism: Magnusiomyces paraingens
Lineage: Eukaryota; Fungi; Ascomycota; Dipodascomycetes; Dipodascales; Dipodascaceae
Exons: 2
Coding region: 1-1761 (586 amino acids)
Biological process (GO): CTP biosynthetic process; pyrimidine nucleobase biosynthetic process
Cellular component (GO): cytoplasm; cytoophidium
Molecular function (GO): CTP synthase activity; identical protein binding
Source: RefSeq, a predicted model, not a curated record